Labrus mixtus (cuckoo wrasse) is the source of this 1399-nucleotide messenger RNA. Its product is annotated as protein phosphatase 1 regulatory subunit 3D-like. The transcript is spliced from 2 exons. The coding region runs from base 406 to 1395 and encodes 329 amino acids. Gene Ontology annotation, biological process: regulation of glycogen biosynthetic process. The record is from RefSeq and is a predicted model, not a curated record. Lineage: Eukaryota; Metazoa; Chordata; Actinopteri; Labriformes; Labridae. Gene Ontology annotation, cellular component: protein phosphatase type 1 complex. Gene Ontology annotation, molecular function: protein phosphatase 1 binding; glycogen binding.
CUUUAGUGCGACCAUAGGUUUCACCCCAAGGGUUCAAAGGUGUGAUUUGUUGUCAGUGACUAUGAAGAACGAAGAAAGGCAUCCUUCAAAGACAAGGACACUGACUUCUCCUGCUAUAAAUAUUCCCUCUACACCUCCCUUCCCUGGUUCAGGUCUCAUGUUAUAUGUCAAAGGGCUGAGCUCAGCGGGUCAGAGCCAUAGAUUACAGUUUGUUGCAACCAGAGGUGGCUUUUGUAAGUCUCCUUACUAGAUCAUCUGUUGUUUGCAUUGGCGUCAUCGUAGCCACUCAAGAUGUUGUGUUCCACUGGAGUAUUACCGGCAUUUCUGGCAGAGGCGGACUCUCGUCAGUCAUCUGCUCACAGUUGGGUUUGUAGCAACUUUGCUUCCAGACAGUAAACAAGGUCAAUGCAGGAGAGCAGCUCCAGACGUCUCGGCUGUAAAGGUGUGUUUCAUGUGAAGAAGAACAUGGCCUGGACUUGUGCGAUGCCGCAGAAGAGAGGCUCUGGUGAAAACAGCGGGAUUCAGACUAAGACCAUCAACGGCUCGAGUGGUGCAUCCACAACUAGAAUCACCACCAUUCGUCUCCGGGACAUUUACGAUCCAAAGCCUCAACCCCAGAAAGUUCCGGUGCGGAUUCGCCCUCCGGGUCCGAGACCGCCCUCAGCGAGGGAGCUCGAUUCAAAACAGAGCUCCCCCGGCGAUCCUCCAACAAAGACAAUCAUGAGGAGACGAGCUCAGUCUCUCCCCUCGUCUGCAGACAGGAAGAAGGAGUUCAGGAGCCUGCAGGUACGUUUUGUGGACUCGUUAGGACUCGAGUUAGAGGAAGUCAAGGUAUUUAAAGCCCAAGAGUACCCAUCGAUACCUGAACAUGUUUUGUUUAGACUACUGAUGAGUUCUGAGCAUGCUUUGGGGAGGUCAUUGGAGUUGUCCCUGCCUUACUUCAAACCCUGUUUCCCCGAGAAUAUGGGGAUUCAUCCCGACUUCCUGGAGAAACUCUGCACUCGGAGCGUGUGUCUGGAGCAGGUUCAGUGUUCAGAGCAGGGGAUAACAGGCACUAUACAAGUACUUAACUUAGCGUAUGAGAAGGAGGUCACAGUGCACUAUUCUUUCACCAACUGGAGAUCCCAAACAGAAACAACAGCAUCAUGGCUAUCGAGCGGUUACCGUGGAGACGGCGAUUGCAACGCGCCGGACACAGAUAUCUUCAGGUUUCGUCUGCCCGUGCCGCCCUUCAUUUUGCAGCCAGGAGCUGUCUUAGAGUUUGCGAUCUGCUACAGUGUGAAAGGAUCUAACCACUGGGACAACAACAAUGGACAAAACUACAAACUGUCUUGCCACAGCUACAAAGUGACUGUGCCGAGGGAGUGUGAGGACAGCAUGCGGCAUUUUACCUGAGUGU